Molecule: messenger RNA, 1319 nt
Organism: Raphanus sativus (radish)
Lineage: Eukaryota; Viridiplantae; Streptophyta; Magnoliopsida; Brassicales; Brassicaceae
Product: putative pectinesterase 52
Exons: 5
Coding region: 195-1205 (336 amino acids)
Biological process (GO): cell wall modification
Molecular function (GO): pectinesterase activity
Source: RefSeq, a predicted model, not a curated record
UCAUAUUACAAUUUCAUUCUCAUCCUCUUCUUCCUUUUCUUUGAUUUUUUCCUACAUUAAGAAGGAAAUAUACCAUUAUCCACUUUAAGCAACAAAGAAGUCCAGCACUCACCACCAUAAUCAUAUAGAGUCAUCCUCUUCUUCUUCCGUUUCUUCAGAUUUUUUUUUACAAAUAAGAUCAAACUCAAAUAAACAUGUCUGAUUUGUUCAUCUUCAUAGCGUUGCUUUUGAGUACUUGUACUGGAUUGUCAGUAGCAACUGAUCAAACUUGUGGUAACAAAGUCGUAAGCACAAUCUUGGUCGACCAAACCGGUUCAGGAAAACACCAUACGGUUCAAGCUGCCAUUGAUUCGGUUCCUGAACCGAAUUCUCAAUGGAUCAAAAUCAAAGUAAAACGAGGUGUCUACAUAGAGAAGGUGAGUAUACCGUAUACGAAACCGUGCAUAAUAGUAGAAGGAGAGGGACAGAAAGUCACGACCAUCACGUACAAUGCUCACGAAGCCACUGAUGUCAGCUCCACUUUCAUCUCCUCCCCAUCCCAUGUUGUCGUCCGAAACUUAACAAUCAUGAAUUCGUAUAAUCGUUUGAGUUCUCUAAGUAAACCAAGUUGGAAUAUAAAGCCAGCGGUGGCGCUUGCUGUUUAUGGCGAUAAAUCAGCGUUCUACGACUGCGAGUUCUUGGGGUUACAAGACACACUGUGGGAUGUCCAAGGCAGACAUUUCUUCAAAAACUGUUACAUCGAAGGUGCUAUUGACUUCAUUUUUGGUAGUGGUCAAUCUAUCUACGAGGACUGUCGUAUAAAUGUAACGGCGGGAGCGUUGGCACCAAUAGUGAACUUUGGGUACAUAACGGCUCAAGCAAGAUGGAGUAUUAGGGACCCGAGUGGGUUCGUGUUCAUACGUGGAAGUGUAAGAGGGACCAUGAAUGUAUACCUUGGACGAGCCUAUGGUCCAUUCAGCCGAGUCAUUUUCUUCCAGACUUAUCUCGCUUCUGUCGUUAUCCCUCAGGGCUGGUUCUCUUGGAACUACGCUGGACACGAAGCGAGGUUCACGUACGCAGAAGUAGGUUGUAAAGGAGCGGGAUCGUAUUUAUCUGGAAGAGUUCCUUGGAUUAACAAAGUUCAAUCUACGCUCGCUAAGGAACAAUUCGCUACCUACUCUUUCAUCGACCAAGAUGGAUGGCUCUCGAAUAUUCCUCGUUUCUAAUAAUCACUCGCUAUUUAUUCUGUUGUUACAAAACUAUUUUAUAAUCUUGUUGUUUAGAACACUAUAUUGUGAGUUGACCCAAAAAAAAAAAGAGAACUCUAUAUUGUGAUUUAA